CAGUAACCGUAUCCGGCAACAUCAUGAUCCUACGAAUUUUAAUUAGGCCGUUCGUCGCAUUAAAGUACACGACUUCUUCCCAGUCCCACGCUUACUCCGGCUGAACCCCGUCUCCCCAGAAACAGGAUCAUGUCCUCCCAAGAAUCAAAUCCCACGGAAGUGAAUCUCGAAAUCUCCUACACCCGUCUCUCCCCCUCACUCCGCCCUAACGACAAUGAUCCCUCCCAUGCGCCCAUCGUCUUCCUCCACGGCAUUUCAACCUGCAACAAAGAAUUCUCCCGCGUCACCCCCUUCCUCGCCAAGGACUAUGAUCUUAUCCUCGUUGAUCUACCCGGGCACUCAGGCUCCAAAAACAUCCUCCCUUUCACCAUGGACAAUGCCAUCAGCGCGCUCUCCCAUCUCAUCUCGACCAAAAUCGCAGGCGGCAGGGCGCACAUUGUCGGCAUGUCGCUGGGCGGCUGCGUAGGCCUGGAGUUUGCGCGCCGACGCCCCGAGCUGGUGCUCAGCCUGUUCUGCACCGGGUGCGCGCCGUUAAGCGGGUACAGGAAAUGGUUCAUCUCGCGGCCGCGCCUGAUGGGCGGGAUCGAGAUCGCGGCGGGCAAGCUCGCGACCGAGGCGCUGUUCUGGUCCUUUAUUGGCGUGGAACCGCUUCCGGGCCUCAGGGAGGAGAUGCGGAGGAACCAUUCCAUGGAGAUGCUGGCGGCGGGGUACGGUGCGUGUACUGCGUUGACCCGGGCACGCGUCGCUGAGAUACGGGGCGUGAGGGUUGCUAUCGUGGCGGGUGGGAAGCGUGAUAAUGUUGAGGAGACGAGGGAAGCUGGGAAGGUGCUCGCUAACACGAAACUUCCAGAACUGUUCGCCCAAGGCGUGAGAGCCUGGGUCGAAGGAGGGAAAAUGCCGAAGGAGUUCGAAGAGCUGAAAUAACUAGUGAGAGCCUGAAAGAUGGGGAAAGGAGAAUAUGUUAAAGGUGUUGCCUUUUCUUGCUACUUGAGUACUUUUCCGUGCUGGGGGAAGUAAUGCUAGGGGAUCAGUGCGGUUCGGUCGGUGGAAGUAUC
This is a messenger RNA of Trematosphaeria pertusa, 1055 nucleotides long. Its product is annotated as alpha/beta-hydrolase. The transcript has 2 exons. The record is from RefSeq and is a predicted model, not a curated record. Lineage: Eukaryota; Fungi; Ascomycota; Dothideomycetes; Pleosporales; Trematosphaeriaceae. The coding region runs from base 130 to 924 and encodes 264 amino acids.